AUGUCGCUUUUACGCAUCAGGAAACCCAAAACCCGCAAGGGAAAAAAGGUGCUGCUGGCCAGGGAGCCGCAACUGAUUGAGUCCGCCCGCACAAUGCUCUUUUUGGACGGACGGAAGUGCGGUGGCAACGUGAAGCUGUGCAUGAAGGAUCUGCAGACGCUGAAGAAGCCGCUGGUGAAGAUUCUCAACCGCAAGAACGACAUUACACCCUUUGACGAUCCCUCCUCACUGGAGUUCUUAACCAUGAAGAACGAUGCCGCCCUGUUCUCGUUUGGUUCUACGUCUAAGAAACGCCCCGACAACAUCAUCCUGGGCAGGAUCUUCGAGAACGAGGUGCUGGACAUGUUUGAGCUGGGCAUUAAGCGGUACCAGGCCAUUUCCGAGUUCAAGAACGAGAAGAUCGGCGCCUGCGUGAAGCCCUGCCUGGUAUUCAACGGUCCCAAAUGGGCGCAGACCGAGGAACUGAGGCGCCUACGCAACCUGUUCAUCGACACUUUCCAGCGCGAGAAGGUGGACUCGAUUCGCCUGCAGGGCAUCGAGCAUGUGCUCAGCUUCACCGUCACCGAUGACAUGAACAUCCUGAUGCGCUCCUACCGGAUUCUGUUGAAGAAGUCCGGCCAGCGGACGCCGCGCAUCGAGCUGGAGGAGAUCGGACCGUCUUGCGACUUUGCCAUUCGUCGCACCAAGAUCGCCAGCGAGGAUCUGUACAAGCAGUCGCGUAAGCAGCCCAAGCAGCUGAAGGUGGGCAAGAAGAAGAACAUCAGCACCGACGCCCUGGGCAACACCAAGGGACGCGUCCAUCUGGGCAAGCAGCAGACGGGCUCCAUUCAAACGCGUCGCGUCAAGGCGCUGCGCAAGACGCCCGAGGAGAAGAAGGACACGCGUCAGCGCAAGAAGGUUGCCCUCAAGGCAGCCGCCGCCGAAGCCCUGGCAAAUGCGAAGGCAAAUCCAUUCUCUAGUUAGUUUUAGUUUUAAUAAAUUGGUCCUGAUUAAAAUAGCGUUAACAAGUGUA
Messenger RNA from Drosophila takahashii, 1012 nucleotides. RefSeq names its product Ribosome production factor 2-like protein Non3 (gene Non3). The record is from RefSeq and is a predicted model, not a curated record. NCBI's taxonomy places the organism in Eukaryota, Metazoa, Arthropoda, Insecta, Diptera, Drosophilidae. Gene Ontology annotation, cellular component: nucleolus. Gene Ontology annotation, molecular function: rRNA binding. Gene Ontology annotation, biological process: ribosomal large subunit assembly; maturation of LSU-rRNA from tricistronic rRNA transcript (SSU-rRNA, 5.8S rRNA, LSU-rRNA).